Molecule: messenger RNA, 1605 nt
Organism: Baudoinia panamericana UAMH 10762
Lineage: Eukaryota; Fungi; Ascomycota; Dothideomycetes; Mycosphaerellales; Teratosphaeriaceae
Product: glycosyltransferase family 15 protein
Exons: 2
Coding region: 1-1605 (534 amino acids)
Biological process (GO): protein N-linked glycosylation; cell wall mannoprotein biosynthetic process
Cellular component (GO): Golgi apparatus; membrane
Molecular function (GO): alpha-1,2-mannosyltransferase activity
Source: RefSeq, a predicted model, not a curated record
AUGGACGUCCUCCGCUCCAUCCAGAAGCGGCUGCCUUCCGCCGACCAACUCCCCUCGCUCAAAAGCCUCGCAUCAUACUCCUCCUCGAAAGACACAGACAACAAGCCCACAACAACAACAAGAUGGGCUUUCUUCCGAAGACGAAUACGACUACGCGGCAACAGCAAGAUCAGCGUCCCGCUAUACCUCGUCCUCAUCUUCCCGGUCCUGGUACUGGUGAUCAUACUACUGCUAUUCGUCCGACAUCCGAGCGGAGCAGGAGGUCGUCUGAUCGACCGAGGAGCGCCACCAAGCGUACGGAAAAUCAGCGAGAAGUAUGACAAAGUCUUCGUCAACGGCUGCUUGGACCCUAAUACGCAGCGAGAUGCGCCGAGAGCGAAUGCAGCGUUUGUCGUGUUGGCGCGAAAUAAGGAGCUGGAGGGUGUGUUGGAGAGCAUCAAGAGCGUGGAGCGACAUUUCAAUCGCUGGUUUCAUUACCCGUAUGUCUUUCUGAAUGACGGCGAUUUCAACAGCACUUUCAAGGAGGUGGUGCGGAACUACACUUCUUCCACCGUCGAGUUUGGCAAGAUAGGACCGGAGUCUUGGGGUUACCCGGACUGGGUGGAUACCAAUGUGGCGAAGGAAGGCAUACGGAAGCAGGGCGAUGCGGCGAUCAUGUACGGCGGCAUGGAGAGCUACCACCACAUGUGUCGCUUCUACUCCGGCUUCUUCUACAAGCACGAACUGUUACAGAAGUACGAGUGGUACUGGCGGGUGGAGCCGGAGAUCAAGUAUUUCUGCGACAUCACCUAUGACCCGUUCAUCCACAUGGCGCGCGCGAACAAGACGUACGGCUUCACGAUCGCGGUUAAGGAGCUGAAGGAGACGGUGCCGAACAUCUUCCGCUACGCGUCUGCAUACAAACGAACGCAUAACCUGACCAGCCAGGGUCUGUGGGAGAUGUUCGUCGAACCCAAGGAAGGGUAUAACCAGGACGGCACGAAGAAGAAGGUGAAGCCGGAGGAUCUACCGAAAGAUGAUCCUAAGUACGCGAAGGAGAAGCAGAAGCCGUUACCAGAGGAUAUCCUACGGACGGAGCCGGGAGCAGGCACGCUGCCGGACAUCGAUCCGGAUGCGAUGGAGGGAGAAGUGUACAACAUGUGUCACUUCUGGAGUAACUUCGAGAUCGCACGACUCGACUUCUUCCGGAGUCAAGAGUACGAGGACUUCUUCCAGAUGAUGGAUCGCUCCGGCGGCUUCUGGAUGGAAAGAUGGGGCGACGCUCCCAUCCACUCCCUCGCCGCCGGCGCCCUCCUCGCGCCCUCCGACAUCCACUACUUCCGCGACUUCGGCUACCGCCACACCACCAUCCAGCACUGCCCCGCCAACGCCCCCGCCCGCCAAUUACCCCGUGAACCGUACCUCGAGCUCACAACGGUCGACGAAAAGGCACGGAAGGAGGAGGACGAGUACUGGGCGAAGUGGGAUACGGAGAAGGAGAAUGGGGUUGGGUGUCGGUGUAGGUGUGAUACGGAUAUUGUGGACGUGGAGGGGAAGGAGGGGAGUUGUAUUCCGGAGUGGGUGGAGAUUGCGGGCGGAUUUAUUACGCCUGCGGGGAGGGGGUGA